AUCGAGGGCAUCGAAGUCCCCCAGCAGGAUCAGAGCCCGCGAGCGGGAUGGUUCCUGUCGUUGAAAUACUGGAAAGAGUGGAAACGGUUGGAAAGUUGUACCUGGAGCUUCUCAGCGUUGGCAACAUCCUCUUCAUCGACUGGAAGGCUGACAUCUACUGCAACCCCCACCAACGUGUGAAAAUCUACACGGAGUUUGGAAUUGCUGGGAUCCUCGUUCAGAGCACAAGACCCCUCCUGGAGGAGCUGGGCAACCUCUCUAAAGCGAUGGAGCGUUGCCUGGCAGAGUGGAAGAAGUACCUGAAGACUCAAAGGGACACCUACUAUCACCUCAACCUGUUCACUGCUCACCAGCUCUUCUAUUUAUGCAGCCAGCUGGCCAGAGUCCAGAAGGGCGUCGUAGAACCGCAGGUGCUCGUCAUGCUUUCUGUCAUCAAGCGUGACAUCAAAGAAGAAGAUCUCAAAAAAGCCCUGGCGGAUGCGCUGAUGACUCCUCAGGACUCUGUGAAUACCUUGGCAGGAGGCGAGGAGUCGGUUACCUGGCAUGACUACAUCGUUCGUUUUCCCCAGUUCAUCAAAAGCUUGGCCGAAUCGGGCUACGAUGAGUCGGUGGCGAAGGCAGCCUUGCAGAGCUGCCUGUCCAGCUCGCCCAUCACGGAGCAGAUGCUCAUGGAUUUCGCCUUCGAGCAGGGCGACGACAAGGAGUUGGUGGAAGAGCUCAGCCGGUUGUACGAGGAGACGAGGGAAGCCUUUCUGCAGAAGAGACGGAAAUUUAAGACCGGGAACGGAGACGUUGACCAGGUUUCCUUCAGCAGCCUGGCACGGGACGAGCUGGCCACCUCCUUUGAGAGCUUGCCGUCUAUUUACGACAAGGUGAAUCUGCUCUGGGAUGCCUAUUGUAAGAAAUUCACUGGCCUGGUGUCCGAUAAAUACAUAGGCUUGGAUGUUUUUGGGGAGACGCUGAAGCGCUUGGCCGCUCUAGAAAGCACACGCAUUGAGAGAAGUUUACCCAUAGGCUUUGAAGCGGGAAAACCGCUUCUUGUCACGUGUAAGGAAGAGGAAAUGUUACCCAACAUGUUAUUUGUCUACCAACACACCGAGACGGCACCUCUCCCAUCGUAUGACGAGGUCCUGGUGUGCACACCUGACACGGAGGAGGAAGAGGUGGAGCUGCUUGUCAGGAGAGCUCUUUCCCCAGGUUCCCAAGACCAGAAGAUCUACUGUCUGCUGGGCGCUGAUCAAUUAGUUUAUAAAGUUUCCAAAAAACUUGAGUCCCACUUCUUCCACCUGGUGCAAUCUUCCAGCAUCCCCAACUACAGAUUCAUCAUCUUCUGCAGCGCCAAAGCUCACAAAUCCUAUGUGAUCACGGCCUUCGACGCCUACAAGGUGACUUUCCCAUGCUACUCCAAGACGGAAAUCCAGACCUACCUGAAAAUGCAUCUCAAAGUGCCGAGUGGGACGGCCCCCAUCGCUCAAGCCUUUGAAGAGCCCCAUCAGCAGAACGUGAAGUUUGUCUUUUCGGAGCGAGCGGGAAUGGGGAAGUCUCUCUUUGUGGACAAUACCAUCAGGAAGGUCCGUGCCCAGCUGGGUGGCACGCUACCGCUUCAGAAAACCAUUAGGCUGAUGGAGUCAGAGAUCGAUUUCCAGUUCUUCGUCAAGGAGCUCAUCUCUAUCGAGGAAUCCUUGACCGAACUUCAGCCCAGCAUCUUCCACAUCGAUGUGUCUCCAGUGGUGUCAAAGGGUCUCUACCGGCUGCUGAUUGACCUGUGCAUCCUGCGGCACAUCCAGAGUCCCAACGGCUUGGUCUGGAAAUGCAAACCCUCUCACCUUUACUUGAUUGAGUACCUGGCAAAAAAGAAAGGCGUUAGCAGUACGAGGAAGCAAGAGAUGUCCAUUGAAAUGGAAGAAAAAUUCCUGGAUCUUUUUCCUACCGUGGAAUGUGUAUCGCCACUGCGGGUGCUCGAUUCGCUGGGAGAUCCCAGCUCUGUCCCUCCUGCAGAAUUGAGGGAGGAACAGUUUGACCGGGACAAGCUAAAUAGUGAAGUUUUCCAAAGGUCCUACCAAUACCUCAGCAGAUACAAACGAAAGGAAAACCUCGACGGUUUCACUUUUGUCCCUGGAAGGAUUGAAGGGACAGAGAAAGAAUGCCUGGCGUGCUUGAUGGAGUUCUGCGGGAGAAGCGACCCCUCCUGGACUGAGCUCAGCAACUUCACGCACUUCUUGAACUUCCAGCUGAGAAAGUGCGAGCAAUCGGUCUUCUUCAGUCCGGUGGUUGGAGCGGAGUUCUGCGGCUUCAAAACAUUCGUCAUCAAGUUCAUGGUCGCCAUGUCCAAGGACUUUGCCAUGCCUUCCCUCAACAUGUCUGACGAAAGCGUGCUGAGCGAGGAGCGGAAGGAGACGGACAGUGUUUUGAGAGAGUACCAGCUAAGACGCAAGUGGGAGCAAGAGUCUCACCCGUACAUAGUCUUCCACGCGGAGGGUGAUUCCAUGGAGUUUUUGGGUUUCCACAUCAACCAGAACUUUGACGCUAUUGAUGCUUAUUCCCAGGCUGUUUUGGAGCCGGCGGUUAUAAGCCGGAAUUUAUACAUGACCUUGGCACACCAGAAUGUUCCUUUCAAUAAGAAAUUUGAAACCUUACCCAGAACCGAGCAGUUGGAGGCCCUCUGCCGAGUCUUUGGCGUGAAAUGCCGGGAAGAUCCAGAUGCUUCGUACCAGUUGACUCUGGACAACACCAUGAAGAUGUUGGCUAUUCACCUGCGGUUCCAGUGUGGCAUCCCUGUGAUCAUCAUGGGCGAAACGGGUUGUGGGAAGACAAAGCUGGUGCAAUUCAUGUGCAACCUGCAAAGGGCGGGCAGGAAAGUUCAGAACAUGAUGGUGGUGCGCGUUCACGGCGGCACCACCACCAAGACCAUCCGGGAGAAGGUGAGGCAGGCCGUGGAGCUGGCACGUGCCAACGAGGAAGAGCACAACAUGGACACGGUGCUCUUCUUCGACGAAGCCAACACCUCGGAGGCCGUCUUUGCGAUCAAAGAGGUGCUGUGUGACCACAGCGUCAACGGAAGGCGAAUUUCCACCGACCGCUUAAAAGUGGUGGCCGCUUGCAACCCUUACAAAAGACACACCAAGGAGACCAUUGAGAAACUGGAGAAAGCUGGCUUGGGAUACCGAGUCCGGAGCGAAGACACUCCCGAGAAGCUGGGUUACAUUCCUUUGCGGCAGUUGGUGUAUCGGGUGCAGCCCCUUCCUCCCAGUUUAUUGCCUCUGGUCUGGGAUUUUGGGGAGCUGAACGAGAAGACGCAAAGCCUGUACAUCAGGGAGAUCGUGAAGUCCACCGUGGAGACGAAGAUCCCUGCGGGAAACCUGGACGUCUUCACCAAUGUCAUUUCAGCCUCCCAGAAGUUCCUGAGAGAGAGGAAGGACGAAUGCAGAGUUGCCAGCCUCCGGGAUAUAGACCGCUGCAUGAAAAUAGUGCUCUGGUUUUAUGACUUAAGGGACCUGCUUUUCCACCAGAUCGAUAUGAAGAGGCAGCGUGAGGAGGAAGAGGAGCCGGCCUUAAAUGACGCGCAAAGGGCUUUGGUCCUGUCGGUAGGGGUCUGCUACUACGUGUCUCUGGAGAGCCGCCGGGAGUACCUGGAGGAGGUUGCAAAAUGCUUCUCAGUCCCCGCGUCCCUGCUGCAGCAAGAGAUCGAGUUGUGCCAACAGGUAUUUCUCGAUAACGUCUCUGUUCCUAAAGCGACAGCCUGCAACAGCGCUCUGAGGGAGAACAUCUUCAUGAUGGUUGUCUGCAUGGACCUCCGCGUGCCGCUCUUUCUGGUUGGGAAGCCGGGAAGCUCCAAAUCUCUCUCUAAAACCAUUGCCGUAGACGCCAUGGAAGGCACGUUGUCCAGAAGCCCCUUGUUCAAAAGAUGCAAAGAGGUCCAACUGGUCUCCUUCCAGUGCAGCCCCCAUUCAAAACCAGAAGGCAUCAUCUCCACUUUCCGACAAUGUGCUCAGUUCCAGAAGGGCAAGAACCUGAAUGAGUUUGCGUCCGUAGUCCUGCUGGACGAGAUUGGUCUCGCGGAAGACUCGCCCGAUAUGCCGUUGAAGACGCUGCAUCCUCUUCUGGAAGACGGAUGCGUUGACGACGAGAAUCCGGAGGCUUACAAGAAGGUUGGCUUUGUGGGCAUCUCCAAUUGGGCCUUGGACCCUGCCAAAAUGAACAGGGGCCUCCUCGUCUUUCGGACUGAACCUAGCAAGGAAGAGCUGGUCAAGACUGCCAAAGGCAUCUGUGCUGACCAACCUCACCUUGAAAGAAUCGAGCAUUUGUUCCCCAUUCUGGCAAACUUCUACUGCAACGUGCUGAAAACGCAGGAAACGGAGUUCUUCGGGCUUCGGGACUUCUACAGCUUAAUCAAAAUGGUUGCGUCCUACAUGCAGAACACGAAGCACGGUUCUCAAGAGGAGCUCCUCGUAAAGGCCAUCCAGAGAAACUUUGGAGGCUCCCAAGAUAUCCGUCCUCUGGAAAUCUUCCGGAACUGCACCAGCGAGGUACGUCUUACCGAUGCCAGGGAAACCAGCUGCAUCCGUCUGCUGGAGGAAAACAUGGAGAAACAGCAAGCGGGAUUCAUGUCGCGUUACCUCCUGUUGAUAACGACCAACAACGCCGCCUUUCAGAUCAUCCAGAUGACGGGGCUUAUCGACACCGGCAACUGUGACAUUAUAUUUGGCUCCGGCUUCCCACGGGACCAGGAUUAUUCCCAGGUGUGCCGCUCCGUGAACAGGGUGAAAAUUUGCAUGGAGAUAGGCAGGCCCGUUGUCCUCCUCAACAUACAGAACCUUUAUGAGAGCCUUUACGAUACGCUCAAUCAAUGCUUCGUCAGCCUGGGUGACAAUUACUACGUCGACCUGGGCCUUGGCACUCAUAGGGUGAAGAGCCGCGUGAAGGAGGAAUUCCGGCUGAUUGUUAUAGAGGAGAAGAAAGUGGUCUACACGCAGUUCCCCACCCCUCUGCUGAGCCGUCUGGAGAAACAUUGCUUGGACAUGAACACCAUCCUCAACUGGCAACAGCGAGACCUGAAGCAGGACCUGGAGAGAUGGGCCGGUCGGUUCGUCCGUAUCGAGAACGCGGAUUCGUCCGUGCUCUGGUCCCGCGCGCUCGCUCCCAAGGAACACGACGUUUUCGUCGGCUUCAGCGACGACACGUCUGCCACCGUCGCACUGGAGAGCUCCCAGCAAGCCCGCUGCGACGGCUACGAACGCUACGGGGAGCAGAUCCUCUCCGCUGCCAUAAGCAAACUGGUGGAGUGUGCCACUCCUGACUCCAUCCUGCGCCUUAAAUACUGUGAUCUGGAGGACGCCGAGCGGAUCCAGGACCUGUAUUUCAUCGAGCAGAGGCACAACAGCCUGACCGGCCUCUUGCGCGAGAUGAUGAACCAACACGAGAAGAAGGGGAGCGCCGCCGGGCUGUGCCUGCAGGUUUCUACCCAUGCCAGGCUGCUAAACCAGAAGGAUUUAGAAGUGCUGAGGAAGACGCUCAAGCUCCCCGAUACAAUCCACUGCCUCUUCCUAAGCCAGUUUGACACCGAACAUGCUUUCCGCCAGGACCUCAGGAAUUUCUUCAGAGAGCCGCAAGAAACGAGACUGCUUCUUGUUCAGUUUCAUUUCGAUGAGCCGCAGAGCAGCAAAAGACUCCUGGCGUGUGCCAAGUACUGCAUCACAGAUGAGCAGAGGAGAUCAGCCAGCCCCCAUCUGUUGCACGUCGUGCUGAUCACUAAAGUCCCGCGGGUCCUGGGAGGGUGCAGCUACCUGGCUUUUGACAGCGGCAAGUGGAAGUCCAUCCACUUGGAUGACCUGAUGCCCCCAGAGAACUUUAAGGCCAAUCUCGGCCACCUCUCCAAAAUGACCAUUGCCGAGAUUUUCCUGAGCAGCUCCCUGCAGCAGCAUCUCCCAGCAGGUUCUCCGGAGGAUUCUGCUGCCCUGGGGAGCCUCACCAUGUCAGGUCGUUACCCGGACGAAAAUCCGCAGUUCCUUGAUGUGGACUCAAUGAUCAAAGGGAGCAUCCAGAAGGCCGUGAUCCAGCUGGAGGACAAGAAGGACAACAGCCAGCGUGCAACGGAGAGAAUCAAGAUCCUUCACAACUUGCUUUUCCACAGUCAGAGUAGCGUUUCCAGCCACUUUAUGACCAUCCUGAAGAAGAGAAUUUGUUACCUCCUACAAGAACGAGAGAAACCGAUCCACGAGCCAAGGGGAUGGAUUUUCCGCCGGGCUCUUUCUACCAGCUUCAUCCUGGAAGACACAUCGUUCAGGCAAGCACUCUGGAUGUACCUGGAAGACAUUGUGGCGAACGUCUUUGCCCAAAUUCUCGCCGUGGUGGAUGCCAACAACAACCUGGAUCACAUCUUUCAAGGCGCUCCACUCGCGGAACUGUGGCUCCAGAUGUUCCAAGAAGCAACAGUCCUAAAAAUUAAAUACACCAGCAAGCCGGCAGAUGCUAAGAUUUCCGUGUUGUCCAUGACGGAAGACCCCAACACCUCCCUCUUCUGCCGGUUCCCAUUCAGUUGGGUUUUGAAAGCCUACCUGGACGACGUAUGGGAGAAGGUCUAUCAUAUGAAAGAUAAGCCCAAGAAGCCAACAAAGGAAGUGGUCAGGUUCUACCAAGCCUUCAUCAAGAACGUCUUGAUGCCAGACGGCAGCAAUCUAGGUGUGCUACGCUGCUACACACCGACGACUUUCUCAGGAUGGCUUUUCCUCGACAAGAUCUCUCUGUCUAUGAGAUUCUCUCAAAAGUUUUCCUCGCCAACGCAGCACAACUCUGCUCUUCCGUGGGCGGAGGGGAGAUGGGCUUUUCCCCAGUUUGGCUUCACGUAGAAUAUUUCUACCUCCGAGACGAUUAUCAGCUCUUCGUCGACAUAGCAAAAAGCAACGAUGCCGUCGUAGGCGAGUUGCAGGCGAUGUAUGAGAAGACGACCCCAGAAAUGUUUGUCACCCUCGAUGCUUUGAACAUUCUCCUGAAGAAAGUGCAGCCCUCCGAAAAUGGACUUUUGCCCUUCGACGCCUGCAUAGCGUGGCUCGAAAGUGUCAAGUCCAUCAAGCCCUGGGUGGAGUGGAUCAGUCUGGACAACUACCAGCUUCAGUUCUACCAGAAGAAGAAGGAACUCCUAGAC
This is a messenger RNA of Aquila chrysaetos chrysaetos, 7141 nucleotides long. RefSeq names its product E3 ubiquitin-protein ligase rnf213-alpha-like. Lineage: Eukaryota; Metazoa; Chordata; Aves; Accipitriformes; Accipitridae. The coding region runs from base 48 to 6845 and encodes 2265 amino acids. The record is from RefSeq and is a predicted model, not a curated record. The transcript is spliced from 17 exons. Gene Ontology annotation, molecular function: ATP hydrolysis activity; ATP binding; ubiquitin-protein transferase activity.